UUCGUUGUUUUGGGUGUUUAUAUAAACUCAAGUCAGAUCGAAGAGAUCUGUAGUGAGCUCACUGAUAAGUUCCUGUCAAGAGACGCCAAGCUAAACAAUGCAUCUUAAAGCCCUUUUGAGCGUAUUUGCUGUCCUGUGCUUGACCCUGGUUGCUGCCCAGGUACGGGACUGCGAUGAGAUCGCCAGGAGAUGCGAGUCCUGCGUGAGACGUCUGAAUAACCCAAGCGAUCGCGAGCUGCCCAACUUCAACAGGCAGUGCAGAGAAAGGACCCAAAGGAACUGGCGCUGGAGGAACGUAGGACGUUGUGAGCUCACCAGGCUGAACUGCUUGGGUUGGGAGCGACGCAUGAGCUGCGCUGACAUAGCUGAGUUGGCUGGCAUGGAGCGCAGGAGGAAUUGAUUAAGAAAAAGUCAUUUACAAACGGAUGAUUAAAUACAAAUAAAUAGAGCAUUAAAGUAAAACUCAAAAA
Drosophila biarmipes is the source of this 470-nucleotide messenger RNA. RefSeq lists its product as uncharacterized. The transcript has 3 exons. Lineage: Eukaryota; Metazoa; Arthropoda; Insecta; Diptera; Drosophilidae. The record is from RefSeq and is a predicted model, not a curated record. The coding region runs from base 98 to 400 and encodes 100 amino acids.